Molecule: messenger RNA, 1604 nt
Organism: Sorghum bicolor (sorghum)
Lineage: Eukaryota; Viridiplantae; Streptophyta; Magnoliopsida; Poales; Poaceae
Product: UDP-D-xylose:L-fucose alpha-1,3-D-xylosyltransferase MGP4
Exons: 4
Coding region: 73-1131 (352 amino acids)
Cellular component (GO): Golgi apparatus
Molecular function (GO): glycosyltransferase activity
Source: RefSeq, a predicted model, not a curated record
AGGACUGCUCCACACUCCUGAGUCCUGACUCCCCACCUCCCGAAAGGCUACCCCGGACUCCGGCGUUCGGCAAUGUCGCUCCACCAGCGGCCGCACCAGAAGCCGCCGGGCACGGGCGACUCUCUCCCUGCCGUCUCCUCCCCCACCGCCGCCACCGCCCCCUCCCGCCCGCACCCCCUCCUCACACUCCCCUACCUCUUCUCCCUCCUCGCGGUUCUCCUCUUCGCUGCCCUCCUCCUCCCCUGGGGCCCAGCAGCGCGCCCUCCCUCGUCGCCGUGGCGCUCCUACACCCUCCAGGAGGCCGCCGCCUUCGCCGCCGCAGCGGGAAACGGCACAGUGCUCCUGGCUGCUGUCUCUGGACCGUACCUCCCCUUCCUCUCCAAUUGGCUCAUCAGCGUCCGUCGCGCCGGCCGUGCGGAUCAGGUGCUUGUCAUCGCCGAGGACUACGAGACCCUCGAUCGCAUCAAUGCCGCCUGGCCAGGACACGCCGUCCUUGUGCCCCCCGCGCCCGAUGCCCAGACCGCCCACAAAUUUGGAUCCCAGGGGUUCUUCAACUUCACCUCGCGCCGGCCACGGCACCUGCUGCAGAUUCUUGAGCUCGGGUACAGUGUCAUGUACAACGAUGUCGACAUGGUGUGGCUUGCCGACCCGUUCCCUUACCUCGUCGAGGAUCACGACGUGUACUUCAUGGACGAUAUGACUCCUGUGAAACCACUUGAUCAUUCACAUGAGCUGCCACCACCGGGGAAGAAAGGGCGGACUUAUAUUUGCAGUUGCAUGAUUUUCCUCAGGCCAACUGAAGGUGCCAAGCUCCUGUUAAGGAAGUGGAUCGAGGAGCUUAAGGAGCAGCCCUGGUCGAAGCAGAGGAAGGCAAAUGAUCAGCCAGCAUUCAACUGGGCUUUGAACAAGACUGCCGGACAGGUUGAUGUUUACCUCCUGCCUCAGUCUGCAUUUCCAACUGGAGGCCUAUAUUUCAAGAAUAAAACAUGGGUCAAGCAGACAAAGGGCAAGCAUGUCAUUAUACAUAAUAACUACAUCACAGGGUUUGAGAAGAAGAUAAAACGGUUCCGUGAUCAUGGGCUGUGGUUGGUAGAUGAGCACAGUGACGAGUCACCGCUUGGCAGAAUCUGAGCAUGCUAUCAAGGCGCUCUUCUUGCUGCAGCAUCACAAUUUUGUAACUGGUAUUUGACUCUUGAAGCCAGUGUCUACCUAACCAGAUGGUGGAUAAUGUUCGGCUCACCACACAAGAUGCAGCAGUCAAAGAUCGAAUCCAUAUGCAGAAGAUAUUAUUUGCCAGCAUCUUUUAUUGGCUGUAUGUCAAGCGCUUGUAGAGGUAUCCUUUACCAUGAGGCAUGAUGAUUAUUUUUAUGAUUGUAUUUGUUCUUACCGAAAAUGGUGUGUUUGAGAGCAGUAAGAUCUUAGGGUGUGGCAGAACAGACCCUUUGGUUAGUACAUUGGCUGAUUCACUUAUUGUAUAGCGUUAGAGUUUGUUAGGCUGUAUCGUCAAUGCUGAAAUUAAGUUAUACUUUUUAGCUUUAGGGGUUUAGUGAAUGUUAUUGCUCCAAUGAAUUGGGACUGAAGCUUUAGUCUUUUAAUCUGCGCAA